AUGGAAGAAGACCAAUUUAGGAGCGAAAAUGAUGAUGAUAAUGAGGGAUGGAAUUUAGUCAAAAGCAAAGAGAAAAGAUUAAAACCACAACUGAAGGAGGAUAUUGAGAUGUAUUUAUCUAGCAAUGAAAAGUUGCCUAAACAAUUUGAAUUAGUUAAGACGCUGAAGGCUUGUGGGAUAGUUGAUAUCACCAGAAUAAAAUACAUUAACUCUUUCAAGAUUCGUGUUGAAGUCUGCAGCGAGUUAAGUGCCGAUAAAAUUGAAAAAUUUCAAGAAUUUAAAGAUAAAGGUUGGAAGGUAUAUAGGGCUAUGGAAAGGACUUCAUCUUAUGGCGUCAUUAAAGACGUUGACCUUGAUUUAUCUGACGAGGAAAUUUUAAGAAAUAUAAUGUGUGAUAAACCCGUAGAAAUAGUAUCUGUAUAUCGGCUUAAACGUCGAAACAAAGAGGGAGAAGGUUGGCAGCCAAGUGAAGCGGUACAAGUAUGCUUUAAAGGUUCAUUUAUUCCACAGUACAUAUACGUUAAUGGAUUACGUAUAAAAGUUACUCCUUAUGUAUUUCCCGUAUCGCAAUGCUCGACAUGCUGGAAAUAUGGUCACCCUACAAAGAAAUGCCCUUCCAGUAAUAUAGUCUGUCCUAAAUGCGGUGGUAGUCGUGAGAACUGUGAAACACAGAAUUUCCAAUGUGUUAACUGUGGUGAAAAUCAUAUGGCCUUGCAUAAAGCUUCAUGCCCAGCCUUUUUAAAGGAGAAGAGGUUGAGAGAAAUCAUGGUAGAAUUUAACUGUACUUAUAGGAAAGCCUUAACAGUAUAUGUACCGCCCCCAGCUUCCUUGCUUGGAAAAGAUAGCUUUCGACAACAGUCUUACAACCCUCCUACCAACAUGAUCUCACAAACGGAGAGUAGAUUCCAAGAACGUGAUAUCUCCACAUUUGCAGAGAUAGUUAAAACUGACAUCACAUUGCAUAAAGAGAAUAUAAAUGAGGUUGAAAACACUUCUGCCAAUACUUCAAUGAGAUUUCGACGUACUCGUAGGAGGGACACCGCUUCUUGCAGGUUGGAGCUCCCGAUAAACUCAUCUACAUAG
Messenger RNA from Parnassius apollo (apollo), 1083 nucleotides. NCBI's taxonomy places the organism in Eukaryota, Metazoa, Arthropoda, Insecta, Lepidoptera, Papilionidae. The record is from the annotation of a GenBank genome assembly.